AUGGAAUCGGGGAAACGUAUAAAGCAAUUGGAGUAUCAAUUGGAUGCUGUUGUACCUAAGAAAAGACAUAAGGUUGUUACUAGUCCAAACAACAGGUUUACAGGGAUUAGAGCUAUUAGGGAGGCGCAAAUCGUGGCUGGAGACCGUGGAAUUAAUGCUGAAGAUAGCGAUGGUACAAUUGAAAGUGACGGUACAGGCGAUUUUAUUGAAGUUGAAUAG
Molecule: messenger RNA, 219 nt
Organism: Sclerotinia borealis F-4128
Lineage: Eukaryota; Fungi; Ascomycota; Leotiomycetes; Helotiales; Sclerotiniaceae
Source: the annotation of a GenBank genome assembly